Molecule: messenger RNA, 3082 nt
Organism: Cinclus cinclus
Lineage: Eukaryota; Metazoa; Chordata; Aves; Passeriformes; Cinclidae
Gene: CCDC93
Product: coiled-coil domain containing 93
Exons: 23
Coding region: 43-1923 (626 amino acids)
Biological process (GO): Golgi to plasma membrane transport
Source: RefSeq, a predicted model, not a curated record
GGGGAGCGGACGUGACAGCGGCGCGGCCGGUGGCGGAGGGCGAUGGGGGUCCCGCGGGGGCAGGAGCGCCAGACCCCGCAGGAGGUUGAAACAAGAGAAGAUGAGGAACAAAACAUCAAGUUGACUGAAAUCUUGGAACUGUUGGUGGCCGCUGGGUAUUUUCGAGCAAGGAUCAAGGGGUUAUCACCGUUUGACAAGGUGGUGGGAGGCAUGACGUGGUGUAUCACUACCUGCAGCUUUGAUAUCGACGUGGAUUUAUUAUUUCAGGAAAACUCUACUAUUGGUCAAAAAAUUGCCUUAACUGAAAAAAUCGUGUCAGUAUUACCAAAAAUGAAGUGUCCACAUCGUUUGGAACCACAUCAGAUCCAGGGGCUGGAUUUCAUUCAUAUAUUUCCUGUGGUACAGUGGCUGGUGAAACGUGCAAUAGAAACAAGGGAAGAAAUGGGAGAUUAUGUCCGUUCUUACUCUAUAUCACAGUUUCAAAAAACUCACAGACUGCCAGAGGAUGAAGAAUUCAUGCAAAGAAAAGAGAAGGCACUCAAAACACUUACUGCUAUCUUUGAGGUUUACAAACCCCAGAGAAAAUACAAGCGUCAGACAGGAGCUGAGGAACUGCUGGAUGAGGAAUCAAAGGUUCAUGCUACACUUCUGGAAUAUGGCAGGAGAUAUGGAUUUAGCAGACAAGCAGGAAAAACAGAACAGACUGAAGAUAAAAAAGCAGCAGUACCUCCAGGGCUUGCAGCAGCAGGGAAAGCUGAGCCUUGUGAUGAAGUUGACCUUCAGGCUGCUGAAGAGCUUCGCAUUAAAACCCUGAUGACUGGAAUGGCUGCAAUGGCAACAGAAGAGGGCAAACUGACAGCAAGCACAGUUGGCCAGAUUGUUGGACUCCAGUCAGAUGAGAUCAAGCAAAUUGUGUCUGAAUAUGCUGAAAAGCAAUCUGAGCUUUCUGCUGAGGAGCGACCAGAAAGGCUUGGAGCUGCCCAGCAACACAGAAGGAAGGUGGCAUCUCUCAACAAGCAGAUUUUGCAAAAAACCAAACUCCUCGAAGAUUUGCAAGCUAAAUGUGCUGAUCUGCAGGCAAAGUGUACCGAAGCAAAAAAGACAUUAACAGAGGUUAAGAGUUACAGUGAAAAGCUGGACAAGGAAUUGGCAGCCUUAGAAACAAUAGAAUCCCAAGCAGAUUCUAGCAUAUUACAGAGUCUGCGAGCACUAGUGGCCAUGAAUGAAAACCUGAAAAGCCAAGAGCAAGAGUUCAAAGCACAUUGUAGGGAAGAAAUGGAGAGACUACAACAAAAUAUUGAGAAUUUGAAAGCUGAAGCAGUGGAAAAUGGGGAGGAACAGGUAAUAGCAAAAGUCCUAAGUUCUUAUGAACCAAAUAAGAUCAUAGAACAGCAGUACAAAGCUGAGAAAGAGAAACUGCAGAAGAUCCGCCUGCUACUGGCACGAAGAAACAGAGAAAUAGCCAUUUUACAACGCAAGAUUGAUGAAGUACCCAGCCGAGCUGAGCUCACACAGUAUCAGAAGAGAUUUAUUGAACUUUACAGUCAGGUCUCAGCAACUCACAAAGAAACAAAGCAGUUUUUCACUCUUUAUAAUACACUGGACGAUAAGAAAGUAUAUUUGGAAAAGGAGGUUAACUUACUGAAUUCUAUCUAUGACAACUUCCACCAAGCCAUGGCAUCGUCUGGAUCUCGGGAGCAGUUUUUGCGGCAGAUGGAGCAGAUUGUAGAAGGCAUCAAACAGAAUCGAAUGAAGAUGGAAAAGAAGAAGCAAGAAAACAAAAUGAGAAGAGACCAGUUGAAUGAUGAAUACUUAGAGCUUCUAGAGAAACAGAGGCUUUACUUCAAAACAGUGAAAGAAUUUAAAGAGGAAUGCCGGAAGAAUGAAAUGCUGCUGUCCAAGCUGAAAGCCAGUUCUUCCUGAAGAACUCCAGCUGGGGAAAUUUAUAGAAGAUUGUUCAGUCCAUUGAAUCUCUUUUGUGAGGUGACAGUUAUAACUGCGAUGUAGAUGUAUAUAUAUAGAUAUAUAUAAAUAUAUAUAUAUACACACAGCUGUAGAAGUCUGUUUUUUCCCAUAUGUGUUCAGUUUACAUUCCCUCAUCACAUGGCUGUAUUAUUCAUUAUUGCCUUCACUUACACAGUAAAGAGUUAACACAGUACAGCAAAAUAUAAAUACUGUCUAAUUUUAUUUAUUUGUGUUUUUGUUUUGUUUUUUUGUUUGUUUGUUUUUUGUUUUUUGGGGUUUUUUUGUUCCUAGAGUAAGGACAGUGGGAAUGUUUUUUGUUUGGGUUUUGACACUGAAUUAGGUGAAAAUUCUGGAAUAAGUUUACAUGUACUGUGCAGUAUAUCCUAUGUCCAGCACCCCACAGGAUGAGCUCUGCAGAAUGCAGUAGUUUGUUCAUUUUGGCCCCAAAAAAAACCCCCACACGAUGAGAUUCUUCAAACUCGCUUUACCAGCUAAUAACUUCACAUUAUUUUAGUUUACAUUCUAGCCAUAGAUAGGAUUCCAAAGGAUAACAAUUAAUUUCUAAUGGCUAAGAAAAUGAAAACUUACCUUGGAUAAUUCCUGGUGUAAAGUUAAUAGAUCUAUAUUUUUAUAAAAUCUAGCUGUUGUAUAAAUUUCUUUGAAAUUCCAUUUUUAUAUAUAGAGAGUGUGCUUGUUAAAUUAAUAGCUCCAGGAAAAAAACACCUUAAUACUAGGAUCACCACGUUAUCCCUGUCUGGGAUGAAAAUCAAAGUCUGUCACCUGUAACAUAGGAAGAGAAAGAUUUGAGACAUUCUGCUCUAAUGAACUGAUGCUCACCUUUUGAAGACGACAACCUACUUACUCUGCUGAAGAUUUGCUCUUGAAAGUUCAGAAACUUUGUGGGACGCUUUCUGAAACAUUUUUAUAUCUGUAUAUACAGUAUUUUAUAAUUCAAACAGUUGCUUUUUGUACUUAACACCAGGAUUUUGGACUGACUUCUUAAUGUACCUGACAUCUUCAGGAGAAGAAGACCCAUGUUCCUUUUUCCCACUGACACUGAUGACAGUGCUGUUUGAGUACUUUCUAUGGCAGCAAAUAUAAAAUAAAGAAUGUUUGA